This is a messenger RNA of Danio aesculapii, 13834 nucleotides long. It is a transcript of the gene muc5.1, whose product is annotated as mucin 5.1, oligomeric mucus/gel-forming. The record is from RefSeq and is a predicted model, not a curated record. Gene Ontology annotation, cellular component: extracellular matrix. Bases 1 to 13593 code for a protein of 4530 amino acids. The transcript is spliced from 46 exons. Gene Ontology annotation, molecular function: peptidase inhibitor activity; protein binding. Lineage: Eukaryota; Metazoa; Chordata; Actinopteri; Cypriniformes; Danionidae.
AUGGGUUUCGACUCAGAGGGGACGGUCACGAUGUCCCAGAUGUGGAUGCUGAGAUGGGUCUGGAUACUGGUGGGGCUGCAGUCCAUACAAGCAGGCUUUAUGGGAGAUUACAGAGAUAUGGAAAAUCCUUUGACUCCUAUGUGGCCAACAACACCAGCUAUCUCUAUAACAAGUGUGCCAGUAAUUACAGUUGAACCCAACCCCGAUCAUCAGUCCACGAUCUGCAGCACAUGGGGAAAUUUCCACUUCAAGACGUUCGAUGGUCAUUUCUUUCAACUGCCAGACACAUGCAACUAUGUUCUGGCGGUGAUGUGUGAUGCCGCAUCAUCCGAUUUUAACAUCCAGAUGCAAAGGGAGACUGUAAAUGGCUCGAUCUCAUUUAGCACAGUCUUAAUAAAGCUGGACGGGACAGUCAUCAAAGUCACGGACAGCGACAUCACUAUGGGUGAAGAAACGGUCACAGUUCCUACUUAUAAGAAUGGAAUUAAAAUCGAGGGAAGUCCAACCAGUUUCAAGAUCUCCAACAAGCAUGGAGUGACUGUCUUUUGGGAGGAAGACAACUCUCUGUCGAUUGAACUUCCUGAGAAGUAUAAAGGCCAGACCUGUGGACUCUGUGGAGACUUCAAUGGCAACUUGGCUGAUGAUAUCACUGAUAAUGGUCCGGCUACAUGGAAGGUGUCCAUAUCAACUGAAAUCUGUGAGGAGGUCACUCUUCCAUCUACUGUUCCGUGUGACGAGCUCUCAGAGCAGGCAAGCCUUUGCGAGGAGUACCUCAUCAGUCCAGGGUUUAGUGGCUGUUAUGAUGUGAUGGACAUGAGAAUAUUUCAAAAAGCCUGUGUGAGCGACCUGUGUCAAUGUUACGGCAACCAUGACUGUCUGUGCAACACUCUAACAGAGAUCUCACGACAAUGCACACAUGCUGGAGGACAACCAGGAACAUGGAGGACAGAACAGCUCUGUCCAAAGACGUGUCCUCUAAACCUGCAAUACCUGGAGUGUGGAGGUCCAUGCAAGAACACCUGCUCAGCCCCAACUGCAAAUCUAAUGUGUACCGAUCACUGUGUGGACGGCUGUUUCUGCCCUGAAGGCACCGUUGAAGACGACAUUGGUCAGAGUGGUUGUGUUGCUGUGAACGAGUGUCCAUGUGUGCAUGACGGCACAGUAUAUAAAUCAGGAGAGUCUUACAAACAAGCUUGCAAAUCAUGUACAUGUGAUGCUGGACACUGGACCUGCACAUACCUGGACUGUCCCGGGACAUGCUCUGUUGUUGGAGGGUCUCACGUCACCACUUAUGAUGGAAAGAGCUUCACCUUCAGCGGGAACUGCGACUACAUCCUCACUAAGCACUCUACAGACAGUGACUUUGCUGUUGUGGGAAAUCUGGCAAAGUGUGAAGCAUCCCGAACAGAUACCUGCUUACAUUCAGUUACCCUUGUCAUCUCUGGGACCACUAUUAGUUUUUCCUCCAGUGGAGAUGUGACAUUAAAUAACAUCAGUCCGAAAGAGCUUCCUUUCAGCAUAGGUCCUGUGAGCAUCUUCCAGCCAUCUUCCUCCUUCAUUAUUGCUGAUUUGACGAGUGUUCGUCUGGAGAUUCAGCUGGCUCCAGUCAUGCAGUUGUACAUUGUAGCCAGCACUGAAGAGAAAGGAAAAAUGACUGGUCUGUGUGGGAACUAUAAUGAUGUCCAAACAGAUGAUUUUAAAACCGAAUCAGGCAUUAUAGAGGGCACCCCAACAACCUUUGUCAACUUUUGGAAACAAAAUUGUCCAGAUCUAGAAAUCACUUUUGACAACCCCUGCAGCUUGAACAUGGACACAGAGAAACUUGCUAAAGACUGGUGCUCCCGCCUCACAAAUCCAAAUGGCACCUUUUCCGAGUGUCACUCAGAAAUAUGUCCUGAGAUGUACUACCAAAGGUGCGUCUAUGACACCUGCAAGUGUGCAGAUAUUAGGAAGUGCAUCUGUGCAGCCGUGUCCACCUAUGCCCACGCAUGUGCCGCCAGAGGAAUCAUUCUCCAGGACUGGAUGGACUCAGACCCUUGUGAAUCUGAGUGUCAAGAGAACAUGAAGCACUCCUAUGAAGUGACCAGCUGUGGCAGCACUUGCCGUUCUCUCAGUGGACAAGAAAACACCUGCCAAGGGUCUUUCACACCUGUACAUGGAUGUGUUUGUUCUGAGGGAACCUACCUUAAUGAAGAAGGCAAAUGUGUACAGGUUGGAAUGUGUCCUUGUUAUUAUGGCAACCAGGUCAUACAGCCAUCCGCAGAGUUCAACAAGGACGGUGCUAAAUGCACCUGUAACAAUGGAAAACUGGAUUGCUCCAGUCAUGAAGACUGUGUGGCUCCGAUGACAUUCUUCAAAUGCUCACAUCCUGGAGAAAAAGGCACAGAGUGUCAGAGGACAUGCGACAAACAAGACCCAAACAAUUGCGUGAGCACAGGGUGCGUAUCAGGGUGUAUGUGUCCUGAGGGUCUUUUGGCUGAUGGAAAUAGUGGGUGUGUAAUGAGGGAAAAAUGUCAGUGCACCCAUAACGGUGUCACAAGUUCACCUGGGGAUCAAGUUCAACAGGACUGUAACACCUGCACAUGCACAAACGGUAUGUGGAUUUGUACACAAAAGGCAUGUUACGGCACCUGUACCAUCUACGGUGAAGGUCAUUUCAGGACAUUUGAUGGCAACAGAUACUCCUUCCAUGGAGACUGUGAACACACCUUAGCUCACGAUUACUGUGAUGGAAACCCCAGUCCCUCUUUCCGCCUUGUCACCGAGAACAUCCCCUGUGCAACUGCCAGCUCCAUUUGCUCCAAGUCUAUAAAUCUUUUCUUUGGGAAAUAUGAGAUGAUUUUAUCCGAGGAUGAUGGAGUGAAAGUUGUUGAAGGCAAUGGCACAGAAUACAAAUAUCAAAUCAAUUAUGGAGGCAUAUAUGUUGUCAUAGAGAUCGAAGGUCUUCUGAACCUAAUCUGGGAUGAGAAAACAAGUGUGAUGAUCCAGCUCCAUCCCAAAUUAAAGGGCAAGGUGUGUGGACUGUGUGGAAACUUUGAUGGCAAUGCAAACAAUGACUUCAUGAAGCACAAUGGAGAAGUGGUGACAGAUCCAGAGGAAUUUGGCAAUAGCUGGAAGGUGGAUUCAAAUUGUCCAGAUGUGACAAAUGUGAUGCAUCCUUGUGAAGCACAUCCACAUAGGAAUUCCUGGGCUAUCAAGCAAUGCAGAAUCAUCACAAGCCCUGUCUUUACAGAUUGUCAUUCACUUGUGGACUCUGCCCCAUAUUAUGAUGCCUGUGUUCGGGACACCUGCGCAUGUGACAGCGGAGGUGACUGCGAUUGUCUCUGUACUGCAGUGGGAGCUUACGCCGCUGAAUGCCGUAAAAGAGGAGCUUGUGUUGCAUGGCGAACACCAGACUUUUGCCCUUUAUUUUGUGACUACUACAAUGCUCCAGGAGAAUGUCAGUGGCACUAUAAAACCUGUGGAUCAACCUGCAUGAAAACCUGCAGAAACCCCUUAGGAGCCUGCUCUGAUCAAAUUCCUCCCCUUGAAGGUUGUUUUCUUCAGUGCCCUUCUGAGAGACCAUAUCUCCGAGAGGAGACCAUGAAGUGUGUCACAGAGGAAGGAUGUAAAGACUGUUUCUAUGAUGGCAAGGUAUAUCCACGUGGAUCAGUCAUUUACAACACCACAGAUGGGAGUGGUGCAUGUUUGUCCGCUACAUGUGAUUACAAUGGAGAAAUAAUCAGAGUGAUAAAAACUGAUUGCAUAAUCACAACAACACCUUUCACUUUUACAACAACACCAUCUACAACUGUUACAAUAACAUCAACGGAAACACCAUCCACAAUCACAUCCACAGUUACACCAACCACUGGAACUUCGACACCAACUUCUACAGAAACACCAAUCACAACAACAUCCAUUACUUCACCAACGACUGAAACAUCGACACCAACUUCUACAGAAACACCACCCACAACAACAUCCACUACUUCACCAACUACUGAAACAUCAACACCUACUUCAACAGAGACACCAUCCACAAUCACAUCCACUGUUACACCAACUACUGAAACAUCGACACCUACAUCAACAGAAAUAGUACCUACACCUAGUACAACUACUGCUACAACAACACCUACCAGUACAACUCCAAUCUGUGUCCGUAGAUGUGAAUGGUCAGAUUGGAUUGAUAGCAACACACCCAAUACAGAGCCAGAAGGAUUUGAGACUGAAUCCAUCCAAUUAUUAUGGAACUCAAGGAGGAUAACUUGUCUGAGUCCUGAAGAGGUUGAAUGUAGGGCAGUGAAUUAUCCCCAAAAGACGCUGCAAGAGUUGGGACAAACAGUUUAUUGCAAUACAUCAUUUGGACUGUCAUGUUCUAAUGAAGACAAUGCAGAGGGCUUGCCACCAAUUUGUUAUAAUUAUGAAAUACGUGUACACUGUUGUGAAGACAACUGUAUUUCAACUACAACCCCUAGUACACCAUCUACAUCAACAGAAACGCCAUCCACAACCGCAUCCACUACUUCACCAACUACUGAAACAUCAACCCCUACUUCAACAGAAACACCAUCCACAAUCACAUCAACUGUUACACCAACUACUGGAACGUCGACACCAACUUCUACAGAAACACCAAUCACAACAACAUCCAUUACUUCACCAACAACUGAAACAUCGACACCAACUUCUACAGAAACACCACCCACAACAGCAUCCACUACUUCACCAACUACUGAAACAUCAACACCUACUUCAACAGAGACACCAUCCACAAUCACAUCCACUGUUACACCAACUACUGAAACAUUGACACCUACAUCAACAGAAAUAGUACCUACACCUAGUACAACUACUGCUACAACAACACCUACCAGUACAACUCCAAUCUGUGUCCGUAGAUGUGAAUGGUCAGAUUGGAUUGAUAGCAACACACCCAAUACAGAGCCAGAAGGAUUUGAGACUGAAUCCAUCCAAUUAUUAUGGAACUCAAGGAGGAUAACUUGUCUGAGUCCUGAAGAGGUUGAAUGUAGGGCAGUGAAUUAUCCCCAAAAGACGCUGCAAGAGUUGGGACAAACAGUUUAUUGCAAUACAUCAUUUGGACUGUCAUGUUCUAAUGAAGACAAUGCAGAGGGCUUGCCACCAAUUUGUUAUAAUUAUGAAAUACGUGUACACUGUUGUGAAGACAACUGUAUUUCAACUACAACCCCUAGUACACCAUCUACAUCAACAGAAACGCCAUCCACAACCGCAUCCACUACUUCACCAACUACUGAAACAUCAACCCCUACUUCAACAGAAACACCAUCCACAAUCACAUCAACUGUUACACCAACUACUGGAACGUCGACACCAACUUCUACAGAAACACCAAUCACAACAACAUCCAUUACUUCACCAACAACUGAAACAUCGACACCAACUUCAACAGAAACACCACCCACAACAGCAUCCACUACUUCACCAACUACUGAAACAUCAACACCUACUUCAACAGAGACACCAUCCACAAUCACAUCCACUGUUACACCAACUACUGAAACAUUGACACCUACAUCAACAGAAAUAGUGCCUACACCUAGUACAACUACUGCUACAACAACACCUACCAGUACAACAACUUCAAUCUGUGUCCGCAGAUGUGAAUGGUCAGAUUGGAUUGAUAGCAACACACCCAAUACAGAGCCAGAAGGAUCUGAGAAUGAAUCCAUCCAAUUAUUAUGGAACUCAAGGAGGAUAACUUGUCAGAGUCCUGAAGAGGUUGAAUGUAGGGCAGUGAAUUAUCCCCAAAAGACGCUGCAAGAGUUGGGACAAACAGUUUAUUGCAAUACAUCAUUUGGACUGUCAUGUUCUAAUGAAGACAAUGCAGAGGGCUUGCCACCAAUUUGUUAUAAUUAUGAAAUACGUGUACAUUGUUGUGAAGACAACUGUAUUUCAACUACAACCCCUAGUACACCAUCUACAUCAACAGAAACGCCAUCCACAACCGCAUCCACUACUUCACCAACUACUGAAACAUCAACCCCUACUUCAACAGAAACACCAUCCACUAUCACAUCAACUGUUACACCAACUACUGGAACGUCGACACCAACUUCUUCAGAAACACCAAUCACAACAACAUCCAUUACUUCACCAACAACUGAAACAUCGACACCAACUUCAACAGAAACACCACCCACAACAGCAUCCACUACUUCACCAACUACUGAAACAUCAACACCUACUUCAACAGAGACACCAUCCACAAUCACAUCCACUGUUACACCAACUACUGAAACAUUGACACCUACAUCAACAGAAACAGUACCUACACCUAGUACAACUACUGCUACAACAACACCUACCAGUACAACAACUUCAAUCUGUGUCCGCAGAUGUGAAUGGUCAGAUUGGAUUGAUAGCAACACACCCAAUACAGAGCCAGAAGGAUCUGAGAAUGAAUCCAUCCAAUUAUUAUGGAACUCAAGGAGGAUAACUUGUCAGAGUCCUGAAGAGGUUGAAUGUAGGGCAGUGAAUUAUCCCCAAAAGACGCUGCAAGAGUUGGGACAAACAGUUUAUUGCAAUACAUCAUUUGGACUGUCAUGUUCUAAUGAAGACAAUGCAGAGGGCUUGCCACCAAUUUGUUAUAAUUAUGAAAUACGUGUACAUUGUUGUGAAGACAACUGUAUUUCAACUACAACCCCUAGUACACCAUCUACAUCAACAGAAACGCCAUCCACAACCGCAUCCACUACUUCACCAACUACUGAAACAUCAACCCCUACUUCAACAGAAACACCAUCCACAAUCACAUCAACUGUUACACCAACUACUGGAACGUCGACACCAACUUCUACAGAAACACCAAUCACAACAACAUCCAUUACUUCACCAACAACUGAAACAUCGACACCAACUUCAACAGAAACACCACCCACAACAGCAUCCACUACUUCACCAACUACUGAAACAUCAACACCUACUUCAACAGAGACACCAUCCACAAUCACAUCCACUGUUACACCAACUACUGAAACAUUGACACCUACAUCAACAGAAAUAGUACCUACACCUAGUACAACUACUGCUACAACAACACCUACCAGUACAACUUCAAUCUGUGUCCGCAGAUGUGAAUGGUCAGAUUGGAUUGAUAGCAACACACCCAAUACAGAGCCAGAAGGAUCUGAGAAUGAAUCCAUCCAAUUAUUAUGGAACUCAAAGAGGAUAACUUGUCAGAGUCCUGAAGAGGUUGAAUGUAGGGCAGUGAAUUAUCCCCAAAAGACGCUGCAAGAGUUGGGACAAACAGUUUAUUGCAAUACAUCAUUUGGACUGUCAUGUUCUAAUGAAGACAAUGCAGAGGGCUUGCCACCAAUUUGUUAUAAUUAUGAAAUACGUGUACACUGUUGUGAAGACAACUGUAUUUCAACUACAACCCCUAGUACACCAUCUACAUCAACAGAAACGCCAUCCACAACCGCAUCCACUACUUCACCAACUACUGAAACAUCAACCCCUACUUCAACAGAAACACCAUCCACAAUCACAUCAACUGUUACACCAACUACUGGAACAUCGACACCAACUUCUACAGAAACACCAAUCACAACAACAUCCAUUACUUCACCAACAACUGAAACAUCGACACCAACUUCUACAGAAACACCACCCACAACAGCAUCCACUACUUCACCAACUACUGAAACAUCAACACCUACUUCAACAGAGACACCAUCCACAAUCACAUCCACUGUUACACCAACUACUGAAACAUUGACACCUACAUCAACAGAAAUAGUUCCUACACCUAGUACAACUACUGCUACAACAACACCUACCAGUACAACAACUUCAAUCUGUGUCCGCAGAUGUGAAUGGUCAGAUUGGAUUGAUAGCAACACACCCAAUACAGAGCCAGAAGGAUCUGAGAAUGAAUCCAUCCAAUUAUUAUGGAACUCAAGGAGGAUAACUUGUCAGAGUCCUGAAGAGGUUGAAUGUAGGGCAGUGAAUUAUCCCCAAAAGACGCUGCAAGAGUUGGGACAAACAGUUUAUUGCAAUACAUCAUUUGGACUGUCAUGUUCUAAUGAAGACAAUGCAGAGGGCUUGCCACCAAUUUGUUAUAAUUAUGAAAUACGUGUACACUGUUGUGAAGACAACUGUAUUUCAACUACAACCCCUAGUACACCAUCUACAUCAACAGAAACGCCAUCCACAACCGCAUCCACUACUUCACCAACUACUGAAACAUCGACACCAACUUCAACAGAAACACCAUCCACAAUCACAUCAACUGUUACACCAACUACUGGAACGUUGACACCAACUUCUACAGAAACACCAAUCACAACAACAUCCAUUACUUCACCAACAACUGAAACAUCGACACCAACUUCAACAGAAACACCACCCACAACAGCAUCCACUACUUCACCAACUACUGAAACAUCAACACCUACUUCAACAGAAACACCACCCACAACAGCAUCCACUACUUCACCAACUACUGAAACAUCAACACCUACUUCAACAGAGACACCAUCCACAAUCACAUCCACUGUUACACCAACUACUGAAACAUUGACACCUACAUCAACAGAAAUAGUACCUACACCUAGUACAACUACUGCUACAACAACACCUACCAGUACAACAACUUCAAUCUGUGUCCGCAGAUGUGAAUGGUCAGAUUGGAUUGAUAGCAACACACCCAAUACAGAGCCAGAAGGAUCUGAGAAUGAAUCCAUCCAAUUAUUAUGGAACUCAAAGAGGAUAACUUGUCAGAGUCCUGAAGAGGUUGAAUGUAGGGCAGUGAAUUAUCCCCAAAAGACGCUGCAAGAGUUGGGACAAACAGUUUAUUGCAAUACAUCAUUUGGACUGUCAUGUUCUAAUGAAGACAAUGCAGAGGGCUUGCCACCAAUUUGUUAUAAUUAUGAAAUACGUGUACAUUGUUGUGAAGACAACUGUAUUUCAACUACAACCCCUGGUACACCAUCUACAUCAACAGAAACGCCAUCCACAACCGCAUCCACUACUUCACCAACUACUGAAACAUCAACCCCUACUUCAACAGAAACACCAUCCACAAUCACAUCAACUGUUACACCAACUACUGGAACAUCGACACCAACUUCUACAGUAACACCAAUCACAACAACAUCCAUUACUUCACCAACAACUGAAACAUUGACACCAACUUCUACAGAAACACCACCCACAACAGCAUCCACUACUUCACCAACUACUGAAACAUCAACACCUACUUCAACAGAGACACCAUCCACAAUCACAUCCACUGUUACACCAACUACUGAAACAUUGACACCUACAUCAACAGAAAUAGUACCUACACCUAGUACAACUACUGCUACAACAACACCUACCAGUACAACAACUUCAAUCUGUGUCCGCAGAUGUGAAUGGUCAGAUUGGAUUGAUAGCAACACACCCAAUACAGAGCCAGAAGGAUCUGAGAAUGAAUCCAUCCAAUUAUUAUGGAACUCAAGGAGGAUAACUUGUCAGAGUCCUGAAGAGGUUGAAUGUAGGGCAGUGAAUUAUCCCCAAAAGACGCUGCAAGAGUUGGGACAAACAGUUUAUUGCAAUACAUCAUUUGGACUGUCAUGUUCUAAUGAAGACAAUGCAGAGGGCUUGCCACCAAUUUGUUAUAAUUAUGAAAUACGUGUACACUGUUGUGAAGACAACUGUAUUUCAACUACAACCCCUAGUACACCAUCUACAUCAACAGAAACGCCAUCCACAACCGCAUCCACUACUUCACCAACUACUGAAACAUCAACCCCUACUUCAACAGAAACACCAUCCACAAUCACAUCAACUGUUACACCAACUACUGGAACAUCGACACCAACUUCUACAGAAACACCAAUCACAACAACAUCCAUUACUUCACCAACAACUGAAACAUCGACACCAACUUCAACAGAAACACCACCCACAACAGCAUCUUCUACUUCACCAACUACUGAAACAUCAACACCUACUUCAACAGAGACACCAUCCACAAUCACAUCCACUGUUACACCAACUACUGAAACAUCAACACCUACAUCAACAGAAACACCAUCCACAACCGCAUCCACUACUUCACCAACUACUGAAACAUCAACACCCACUUCAACAGAAACACCAUCUACAAUCACAUUUACUACUACACCAGCUACUGGGACAUCAAUGCCUACGCCAACAGAAACACCAUCUACAACUGUUACAAUAACAACUAUAUCAACAGAAACUCCAUCUACAACAGAACCAGUAACAUAUAUACCAACAGAAACUCCAUCUACAACAGUUCCAUUAACACCUUUAUCAACAGAAUCUCCAACUACAACUGUUACAGUAACAACUAUAUCAACAGAAACUCCAUCUACAACUGUUACAGUAACAACUACAUCAACAGAAACUCCAUCUACAACAGUUCCAGUAACAUCUAUACCAACAGAAACUCCAUCUACCACAGUUCCAGUAACAACUAUACCAACAGAAACUCCAUCUACAACUGUUACGGUAACAACUAUAUCAACAGAAACUCCAUCUACAACAGUUCCAGUAACAUCUAUACCAACAGAAGCUCCAUCUACAACAGUUCCAGUAACAACUAUACCAACAGAAACUCCAUCUACAACUGUUACGGUAACAACUAUAUCAACAGAAACUCCAUCUACAACAGUUCCAGUAACAUCUAUACCAACAGAAACUCCAUCUACAACAGUUCCAGUAACAACUAUACCAACAGAAACUCCAUCUACAACUGUUACGGUAACAACUAUAUCAACAGAAACUCCAUCUACAACAGUUCCAGUAACAUCUAUACCAACAGAAACUCCAUCUACAACAGUUCCAGUAACAACUAUACCAACAGAAACUCCAUCUACAACAGUUCCAGUAACAUCUAUAACAACAGAAACUCCAUCUACAACAGUUCCAGUAACAUCUAUACCAACAGAAACUCCAUCUACAACAGUUCCAGUAACAACUAUACCAACAGAAUCUCCAUCUACAAUUGUUACAGCAACACCCAAAUCAACAAAAACACCAUCUACAAUUUUUACAGUAACUUCCAUAUCAACAGAAACACCAUCUAUAACUACUGGAUCAUCAACAACUAUGUCAACAGAAACGCCAUCUACAUCUAGCAAAUCUACAACAACAUCCACAUCAACAAAGCCUGUUACUACUACAACAAAGUUUACUGUGCAUACAGGGCCAGUUCGCACCACUCCAAAUCCAGAGCACCAAUCAACUCAAUGUAACUGCACAUAUUUAAAUGCAAUAUUCUUACCAGGGUCUUCAAUCUACAAUAAAACAGAUAAAGCAGGUUGGUGCUUUUCCGCUUACUGCAACUCCUCGUGCAGUAUUAUCAUACAAGCUCAGCCAUGUGCAACAACAACACCACCAACAACAACACCAACAACGACAGCAAAACCGAACAAAAAUGAUUGCACACAGGUCCAAAGAAAGAAUAUGGAGUCCUGGAUUGAAAACUGCAAAAACAACACGUGUAUAAAUGGCAAGGUAACCUCGGUGGCUCUACAGUGUGACAAAUCUGACAAGGUCAUACCUACGUGUACCAAUGGAAUUAAAGCUAAGAAGGUGUCUUAUAACAACGGCUGCUGCUCUAGAUAUGAAUGCGAAUGUAAAUGCAGUGGUUGGGGUGACCCACAUUACCAAACGUUUGAUGGAACAUACUAUGAUUUCCAAGGAAAUUGCACUUACGUCUUGUUCAAAGAAAUCGUCCCAAGAUACAACAUCAGUGCCUAUGUUAAAAACUACUUCUGUGAUCUUAAAAAUAAUCUUGCCUGCCCAGAGUAUGUGAUUGUGAACUACAAAUCAUAUAGUAUCAAGCUGACAAGCAACACCAAAGAGAUUGAGGUCUAUGUUAAUGAUGAAUUGAAACAACUAACUUAUGUCAAUAACAACUUCUUCAUCACCACCUCUGGCAUUGGAGUCAUUUUGAACAUCACUGAAAUCAAUGUUGACAUUACUGUGAAUCAUCAAGGCUUUGUGAUCAAUCUCCCAUUCUCCUUCUUCAAUGGUAAUACAGAGGGGCAGUGUGGUGUCUGCGACAACAACCGUGCAAAUGACUGCAGACGUCCUGAUGGACAAAUCGACCAAUCGUGUGCGAACAUGGCACAGCUUUGGAUGGUUCCCCCAGGAUGCCAGCCUCCUAAACCUAUACCUAAGCCUACACCUCCUCCAGUUAUCUGCAACCCCAGUAUUUGUGAAUACAUCAAGGGCGACAUGUUUAAGGACUGCCAUGAUCAUAUUCCUUAUGAAAGUUAUUAUGAGUCAUGCAAAUUUGAUGUGUGCCGCAUGGGAAACCGCUCUAUUGGUUGUACCAGUCUUGAGGCGUAUGCUGCAUUAUGUGGAAAAGAGGGCAUCUGUGUGGACUGGAGAACCUCAGAUGACCUCAAGCGAACAUGUGCACACAAAUGCCCCAGUCACAAAGUCUACAAUGCAUGUGGACCUAAAGUUGAAAAAACCUGCAGUACCAGGUACAAUGACUUGUUUGUGGAGAAAGACUGUCAAGGCGAAAGCUGUCAUCAAACAUAUAUGGAAGGUUGUUUCUGUCCUGAUAACACCUAUCUAGUUAGUUCAACAACAGAUUACUGUACGGCUUACUGCGACUGCAUCGGCCCUGAUGGAUUACCUCGAGAGCCUGGAGACACAUGGACCAUGGACUGUUACACAUACACCUGUUCCAAUGAGACCUUUGGGAUCACCAAAGAAUUAGUUGGGUGUCCGACUAUAGUGCCCUGUGGACCCGAACACAAACUAAUCAUUGACAACUGCUGUCCAACCUGCGUGUGUGAUCUCGAGGUCUGUCUCCACAAGAAAUGUGAUGUGGGAUUCGAGUUAGCUGAACAUACAAAUGAAGGCAGUUGCUGUCCACUCUGUGUGCCGAAAGACGUCUGUGUGUACAACAACACCGAGUAUCAGCCUGGAUCUACAAUCCACCCAGACCCUUGUGUCGAAUGUAACUGUGACUUAGAGAAAGACCCAGAGACACAACUACACACCGUCUCCUGUGUUUCUAAAAUCUGUGAACCUUGCCCUGAGGGCUUUGAGCUCGUGGAACAAAAAGGCGAGUGUUGUGGAACAUGCAAGCCAAAUGCCUGUAUUUAUGUGUCGGAUAACAUCACACAUAUUCUCAGUGAGGGAGAGAGUUACAAUUAUAAAUGUGAAAGUGUGACCUGUCAACAAGUCAAUGGGACGUACAUAAUAGAGAAGACCAUUCCAACCUGUCCCGAAAUCAAUCCAGAUCAAUGUGUGCCUGGAACACUGGGACUCGAUGACGAUGGAUGUUGCAACACCUGUGAACUCAAGAACUGUGUUCGUGUGAAGAACAUGACAGAUGUCACAGUGAAUGACUGCAAGUCCAUCAGCCCCAUUGAAGUGACAUCCUGCAAUGGAAACUGUGACACAGAAUCAAUGUAUUCAAUGGGCGCAAACAUCAUGAUGCACAGCUGUUCCUGCUGUAAGGAGACGAAAACCAGCGUUAAAAAGGUGACGCUAAAGUGUGCGGACGGCAGAGAAAUCCCUCAUGACUACGUCUACAUAGAGAGCUGCAGGUGCACUCCUAUUACAUGUGAAAACCAGAAAACCAGUGGAUAAAAGAUCCAGUUCAGAUUGGUUUAAUGGCUACAAUUCCAAAUAAAAGGAAAAAUAUGUAUCUUUUAGUGAAUGACUACCAUUCAGCUCUUUGUUCUCCAACUACUGUCUCUGAGGGAAUUUUCAGGACAUUUUAAAUUGUUUUAUUUGCUCUUAAGUGAUGCAAAAUAUAAUUCUUCUAGGUUUUCUUCUUGUGUAUGGAUGAAUGAUGACUCUAAUAAAGCAAAAUAAAUAGCAACAAAAA